Haliotis rufescens (red abalone) is the source of this 9636-nucleotide messenger RNA. RefSeq names its product sodium channel protein 1 brain-like. The transcript is spliced from 29 exons. Gene Ontology annotation, molecular function: voltage-gated sodium channel activity. Gene Ontology annotation, cellular component: voltage-gated sodium channel complex; plasma membrane. Gene Ontology annotation, biological process: neuronal action potential; sodium ion transmembrane transport; membrane depolarization during action potential. The record is from RefSeq and is a predicted model, not a curated record. Lineage: Eukaryota; Metazoa; Mollusca; Gastropoda; Lepetellida; Haliotidae. The coding region runs from base 532 to 6429 and encodes 1965 amino acids.
CAAGCGUUUAUCCUUAUCAAUUAGUUAUUACUAUUGAGAACAAAAGAAAGUCAUUCUGCUUAUUGGACCUUGUCAAGCUAGACAAAAUCAUCGUGGUGAAUACUCGCAUCUUGUCAAAUGAUUCUGUAUUAACUGAGGAAAGAAACAGGUGACUUAUAUCGCCGUCAAACGAACAGUAUGCCCGUGCUGGCUAUAGCUGGCCAAUACCUGCAGAUCAGUCACAUGGUUAAGGAAUCCCAUACACCUGAGUGACGUCGUGGACUUAGAGCAGUCGAUGCCUGGCGAGCUGGCGUUUAUUGCCUCGGCGUGGCUGGCGUUAUGUGAUCUUUAAACUUGGAUUAAUAACGUGACAUAGAGACUGGCUUAAUAACAAGGAAGCAUGAGACAUAAAGAAGAUGGUAUAUGUGGAAGUUAGUACUGAUGGGACCUAACUUCAAUAGACUCUAAAACACCAUAAGAACUUCAGCUGCAGGGACACAGGCCCGUGCCCCACCAAACUGAAGUAGCACCUGAUGUUUGCAUGUGUAAAUCAUGAAAACUGAAGAUGAAGACAUUGCAAAGACUACAGCCACCACCAUUCCUGAAGAUGGUGAAGUCCCACCUGUGGACGAGGAGGUUUCGUCACCAGCAGAUGACAUGCCUCCUAAAGUUCCUCUUGAAAUCAAGGACCCUGGUCAAGAACAGAAGAAAUCUGAGGAGGAGAAACCUAAACCAUUCAGCAAGAUGUGUCAUUUCAGGAAGUUUACAGAGAAGACAUAUGAGGAACUUGUGAUUCGAGAAAAGUCAGAUAAGUUGAAAGCACAACAACGGCUUGUCAAAGGGCAAACAGCACGUCUGGUAGAUGGUGACCUUAGGUUUGGAGAUGAGGAUGAAGAAGACCACAUUUUGGAACCAGAUCCUCUUCUCCAUGAAGGAAAUACGCUCACAGAAAACUAUGGAGUUUUUCCUACACCGUACUGUGGUUGGCCAAUUGAAGAGAUUGACCAAGGGAUUAAAGACAAGUCAUUUGUGGUCAUUUCCAGACGGGUCACAAAGAAGACUAUAUACCGGUUUUCAGCAACUCGAUCUUUCUACAUUUUCCCCCCAUGGAACCCUAUACGAAAGAUGGCUGUGUUUGUCUCCACCAAUCAAUUCUUUGACUAUUUUGUCAUCCUUACCAUCCUCACAAACUGUGUCUUUCUUGCUUUACCAACCAUGACAUUCACAGAAUCCUCCGAGUAUGUGUUCUUAGGAAUAUACACAUUAGAGAUGUUUAUCAAGUUAAUAGCCAGAGGAUUUUUUAUCAACAACUACACCUAUUUGAGAGAUCCGUGGAACUGGCUGGAUUUUGUUGUCAUAGUAAUAGCGUAUGUCACAACUAUCAUCCAAGCUGCAGCUCCAGGCUUUUCUGUUGGCAAUCUCACAAGUUUGAGGACAUUCAGGGUAUUCCGAGCAUUAAAAACAGUGUCCAUUAUACCAGGUCUAAAGACUAUAGUUGGUGCCCUGCUUCGAGCUUUCAAGAUGCUGAUUGAAGUGAUAAUGUUGACAGUGUUUUGUUUGAUGGUGUUUGCUCUGUUUGCUCUGCAAGUGUACAUGGGAGGACUCCGACAGAAAUGUGUUUUGAACUAUAACAUCACACAGUCUGAUUCUAUGUAUGUUACACACUACAGUGAACAUAUACGGAACUCAAGCAACUGGUUCACUGAUGGUGAUGGAGGGUAUUUGCUGUGCGGAAACAUCACAGGAUCAGGAGGAUGCCCAAGUAACUACACCUGUUUACCUGACAUUGGAGAGAACCCCAAUUCUGGCUAUACAAACUUUGACCACUUUGGCUGGGCCAUGCUGAAUGCCUUCCAACUCAUCACCCUGGACUUCUGGGAGGAUACUUAUAAUAAGGUGAUCCGAGCUAGUGGUCCCUGGAAUCUGGUGUUCUUCAUUGUGGUGAUAUUCUUCGGCUCCUUCUACCUCAUUAACCUCAUGCUGGCUGUCGUGGCCAUGUCCUACGAGGAGGAAGCAGUGCGUGCUGGGAAGGAGAGAGAACGAGAAAAAGCUAGCCAAAGGAAAAAAAUGAAUAAAAAUCCAAUAUACGACUUAACAAAAAUAUCCAUAGCAAGCAAGAAACUAAAACUUGAUGAAAAAAAGAACCCUAAAGAUAAGAAGUCUGGAUUGAAAAAAAUGGAAAUACAAGGAGCAGAAGGAUUAAAGCAGCCAGAGAAGACGCCUAGACCUCCCGUGAACCCUAAAAAGCCUAUGGUCAAGAUUCCAAGCAAGGACAGUGGCUAUUCAUCCAGAAGUCAGAACAGUAGUCGUUCUGUGGGGAGCAAGGUUCUCAAACAUAGGGACAGUAGAGAGAGGCUGAAGAACCCAGAAGAUGCUGAAACAGACAGUGAAGCUAGCAGCAGCGUGAACUAUGCCUUUAAGUCGGGUAUGCUGAUCAAGCAGAAUAGCCGUGGUAAUGGAUUUUUGAAAGUGUCUUCAUCAGGUGUGAUUUUGGAGAGAGAGUCCACAAUCAGUGAGCUAAACAGCCUUGAAGAGAACAACGAGACAAGUGUUGUUAUCAUCAAAGCGGAUGAAGACCCUGACAUUGUUCCCGGCCCAAACGAACUUGUGGACAGAAACUGUAAAUGUUGCCAUAGCUGCUGCAAGUGUUUCAUCCCCCUGCUCCGCGCGGAGGGCAUGGUCUACGCCUUCAUCAGUGACCCUCUCUUUGACCUGUUCAUCACCCUCAGUAUCGUCCUCAACACUAUCAUCAUGGCCCUGGAACAGCAUGGGCAGUCAGAACAGAUGAACGUCCUUAUCAAAGUUGCAAACUAUGUGUUUACUGCAGUCUUCAUUUUUGAGGCAGUUUUGAAACUGUUUGCUCUCAACAAGUAUUACUUCAAGAGUGGCUGGAAUAUCUUUGAUCUGAUCAUUGUGAUCGCCAGUAUCAUAGAUUUAGGAUUUGAAGAAGUAGAUGGUCUCUCUGUCUUUAGGACCUUCAGAUUGCUCAGGGUGUUCAAGCUUGCACAGUCCUGGCCAACAAUGCGAAUAUUGCUGUCAAUCAUCUUGAGCACUCUGGGUGCCCUUGGAAACCUAACCAUUGUGCUGGCUAUCAUUAUCUACAUCUUUGCUGUAACUGGACUGCAGCUGUUUAUGUCAACCUACACACCAGAAAAGUUUGCCCCAGACCCUCCACCGAGAUGGAAUUUUAACAACAUUCAACAUGCUCUGAUGAUGAUAUUCCGAGUGCUGUGUGGAGAAUGGAUUGAGCCGCUGUGGGCCUGCAUGAAAGCCAACAAUGAACUCUGCAUGGUUGUCUUCCUGCCUGCUCUCGUGCUCGGCUACUUCAUCGUCCUGAAUCUGUUUUUGGCUCUGUUACUGAAUGCGUUUGCUACUGACUCAAUUCGCAAACACAAAGAAACAAACCAGGAGGAAUCCCGGCUGAAGCUGGCUUGGGAAAGAAUCCGAGGUCUUUGUUGUUGCUGCCUGGGAAAGAAUAUAAAUGCCAUAGAACCCAAGAAGAAUGGCAAGGCAUCAGGGGAAGAUUCCACGAAUGUAAUAGACAUUGAUGAAAAUGGAAAGGAGAUUAAAAAUGCUGAUGCUGAUGCUGAUGCCAAACCUUCUACCAAUGGAGUUAGUACUAAAUCUGAAGAUACAAAGAAAACCCAGUCAAAUGGUUCUGUCAAAAGCCAACAUGUAAAGGAGGCCCAGGAAGCAUUUGAUACCUCGCAAAAGAGGGCUCAGUUUUCAAGCUUUGAGGAGGCUCGCCAAGCAGAGGCUGCAAGGAAGAAGAAUGGUGUAGAUGAAGAUGGCCUUGCUCUUGGAGAUACUGCAUCCUCACUUAAGAAGAAUGAAGUUGUAGUGUUCAACUGCAUGCCCAAAAUCCUUGCAAAAAGGAUGCCGUGGUUGUCAAAGUACGAUCAGCCAUCACGGUGGUACAGCAUGAGGAGGUUUUUAGUAAAGGUGGCCGACAACAAGAUAUUUGAGACAGCUGUUCUGCUCGUCAUCUUUGCAAGUAGCGUUACUCUGGCGUUUGAGGAUGUGACUCUUGAUGAAAAACCUUCAUUGAAGUUGGCGCUGUAUUACUUGAACAUCAUCUUCUGUAUUCUCUUCACGGCGGAAAUGUUGAUAAAGAUGUUCGGCUACGGCUUGCACAAGUAUUUCACAAGUUUUUGGACCAUAUUGGACUUCUGCAUUGUGCUGAUAUCAAUCGUCAGCUUGAUAGCCGAGUCUCUGGGAGUAUCAAAUAUUGCAGCUUUUAGAUCACUGAGAACCUUACGAGCCAUCCGACCUCUCCGAGCCAUCUCUCGCUGGCAGGGAAUGAAGAUUGUGGUGAACGCCCUGAUGUUGGCCAUCCCAGCCAUUGUGAAUGUCAUCCUUGUGUGCCUGGUGUUCUGGCUCAUCUUCAGCAUCAUGGGCGUGCAGUUCUUCUCUGGCAAGUUCUUUAAGUGUGUGGAUGCCAACUUGGAGAGGAUUGAUGCGAGCAUCAUUGCCAACCGGAGCCAGUGUGAAGCAAACAGCCACAUGAACUACACAUGGAGAAACUCCCAUAUCAACUUUGACAAUGUCUUACAGGGUUAUUUGGCCUUGUUUCAAGUUGCAACAUUUGAAGGCUGGAUGGAGGUCAUGAUUGAUGCUGUGGAUGCAACUGAGAUUGAUGUUCAGCCAAGGGAGGAGAACAACUUUGCGGCCUACUUGUAUUUUGUGGGAUUCAUCAUUUUUGGGGCCUUCUUCACACUCAACCUACUGAUUGGUGUCAUCAUUGAUAACUUCAAUGUGCUGAAGAAAAAGUAUGAAGGCAGCUACCUGGACAUGUUCCUCACCUCCAGUCAGCGCAACUACUACAACACUCUCAAGAAACUCGGCAACAAGAAACCUCAGAAAACCAUCAAAAGACCAAAGAAACAAUUUGCAGCCUUCUUCUAUGAUGUGUCCAUCAGUAACAAGUUUGAGUUGGCUAUAGUGCUGAUCAUCUUCCUGAACAUGAUUGUGAUGGGGAUUGAGCACUACAACCAGUCAGAUGCUGUGUCCCAGGUACUGGACAUCAUGAACAUCAUCUUCACCACUGUCUUCACCCUCGAGGCCUUGGUGAAACUUGUCGGGCUACGUUGGCACUACUUCCGCCAGGCCUGGAAUGUCUUUGACUUCAUCAUCGUCAUCCUGUCUAUCCUAGAUAUUACCGUGAGCCAGUUACAGUCAGGUGUGGUACUGGAUGAUCUCCUCUCCGACGUUUUUGUGACUCCUACACUGCUACGAGUUGUGCGUAUCUUCCGUAUUGGGCGAGUCCUACGUCUCAUCAAGGCUGCCAAGGGUAUCCGCAAGCUGCUGUUUGCUCUCAUCAUCUCCCUCCCGGCCAUCUUUAACAUUGGUGCCCUACUUUUCCUGGUCCUUUACAUCUAUGCCAUCAUCGGUUUGUCCUCCUUCGGCAAUCUGAAAAUCAAUGGAGCACUUGAUGAUAUUGUCAACUUCAGGACAUUUUUCAAUUCCUUCAUGUUGCUGCUGAGAUUAGCUACCUCUGCUGGCUGGAAUGACAUCCUGGAUGCUAUGUUGAUUUCUCCCCCAGACUGUGAUCCGGAAUUCAAGACCUUGCCUAACGGAACCUUGGUGAAGGAGACAUAUGGUGAUUGCGGCAUACCGUGGCUAGCAAUACCGUUUAUGGUGUCCUAUAUUAUAAUUAUCUUCCUUGUUAUUAUCAAUAUGUACAUAGCUGUGAUUCUGGAGAAUUUCAACCAGGCCCAUGAACAAGAGGAGGUGGGGAUCACAGAGGAUGAUUUUGAUAUGUUCUAUGUAGUUUGGGAGAGGUACGACCCACAUGCUACCCAGUUCAUUAAGUAUGAACAACUAACUGACUUUGUGGCAGAUCUGGAGGAACCAUUUGGGAUAGCCAAACCUAAUGAAAUUGCUCUUGUGUCAUUUGACCUUCCAAUAGUUGAAGGAGAUAAGCUACAUUGCUUGGACAUCUUAAUGGCACUGGUGAAAAAUGUGUUAUCAGAUGUUGAAGAAACUGCAGAAUUCAGGGAGGUAAGAAAUCAGAUGGAGGAGAAAUUCCAGACUGUGUUCCCCUCACGUGUCAACACAGUGGUCAAGUCAACCACCAUGCAGAGGAAGAAAGAGGAAGUAGCUGCAAGAACAUUGCAACAAGCCUGGAAGAGCUUCAAGACUCAUCGCUUGCUGAAGAACAUCACCGCUCAGGCCAUGCAGCAAAACCUGUCUCGUUCCAGCUCCAUGGACUCGCGUUCCCGAGCUAACAGCAUUAUGAGCCUCGGUCGUCGGCUCAGCAAUGCACUGACGUCUUUCUUCAGUUCUUCAAGGCCCAGCAGUGCAGUCAGUCGGGCCAGCCUGAAGAGUGCACAAAAUCAACACUUCUCACCUAUCAGAAAGAAAAAUGUAUCAAAUACUCUGCAGGUUCCUUCUGUGAAUACGCUGUAUUCUAGUAGCAGUGACUUGGACAUAAAUCACCUUGACUUAUGAUGCUUGCUGUGAUUGAUUAUACCUCUUGUGGAACUUGUUUAUAAAGUAAAUGUUAAAUAAUUAUCUGCGUUCGUGGCAAGAUACAUAUGGGCCCAAAACAGGUUAAACGGUCGUCUCCCCCAAGAAGAGCACACCAAUGAAUAAAUGUGCUCCCAACUGCAAAAAUCGAAUAAGAAAUAUGGGCUGUGACUCAGUGCUGACCUGUCAUUUUAUGUACUGUAACCAAGGACAACAAACCACAUAGCAGAGAAAGUGACUGGAUACAAGAGACAAAGUGUUAAUAUUCUUCAGAGGACAAUAUUCUGAAGUGACAAUGUGAUGGAUACCUAAAGCGAAGUCUUGCAGCCCAAUAGUUCAUGAGCAUGAAGGUCUUGGAUGGAUGCUAAUGGAAGAUAGAGUCGUCUAGCCCAGUUGGACUUGCCCAUGGCAGACUUUACUGUAUUUGCAAUCCAUUCAUUCCAGCUUUGUUCCACUUUCCUGGCACUGCAUGUGUACAGUGCAUGUAAUACAUGCAAUUGUGUCUAUUUAGAUAGCCCCUAAAAGCCAAAGUAAAACCUUAGUGAACUGAUGAUACUGACCUCACUUAACCAUGUCCACAUGUCUUGUUAUUGUAAAUAGUAAUUCUGCCGGCCAAAGAUGAGAUAUUUACUGUUAUUUCUUGCAAUUGUUUGGAAUCCCUUAGUGGGACUAUAAGGUUAACCUUUCACUUUAUUAGAGAAUAUUCAAGUAUGAUUUUAAAAUCUGUUUUCACAAAACACUGUCCACCCUUCUGUAAAUCCAUACAACAUAUAUACUCUUCAUUGUGUGAAAUCAAAUUUAUCUGUUACUAAAUCACAGCACAAGCACUAGACAACUGGCAUGUAAGAAUCAUCUUCAUCUUCUGAAAUACUAAACAAUAGGAUAGUGGAUAACGCGAUACUUCAGUUCAAGAACUUGAUUCAACUAUCAGUGUGAAAAGGACUUCUUCCAAGUUAAGAGUUUUACUGAUUUGAAUUUCUCAUGUUACCAUGCUAUCUGAGCAUCAGAUAAAAUAAUGUGCAAACCCAAUAACCAUCUUCUAGGAAGGUAAAUUAUUGCACCUGCUAAUUUAUGAUGAUAUUUAUCUUGUAUUAUAAUUGAUAAGUGAUUACUGGUAAUUAUAAGCUAAGCAAAGGUCAAGUUUCAGGGGGUGGACAUGAGUACAAUUAGUCAGACCUUUCCUUAUCAACUGGAUCACAGAAAAGCCAUUUUUGAAAAUGUGGAAAUAAUGUGAACAUCUUCUUUAUCUUCAUCACCUGAAUUUAUUUAUUACUCAGUAGAGGGGCAGUCGGGUAGCCUAGUGGUUAAAGCGUUAGCUCGUCACGCCGAAGACCCAGGUUAAUUUCCUGACAUGGGUACAAUGUGUGAAGCCCAUUUCUGGUGUCCCCCGCCGUGAUAUUCCUGGAAUAUUGCUAAAAGCGGUGUAAAACCAUACUCACUCACUCACUAUUAUUCAAUAGACCAUAUGGCUUGUUGAUCAAACUUACUUCAUAUUAUAUUGCUUUAAGUCUUCAAUCUGGUAAAAGAAGUCGAUUCAUGUACUCGUUUGCACAAUAUGACAAGACUUGUAAUGUAAUGCCAUUGAUUAGAAACAUCUUUUAAUUUAGAUUAGUUUACCCAUAAAUACAGCUCACUAUUAUAGUAUCAAUGAUAGUCACUUUCCUCCCUUUCUGAUUGAUUGCUGCUUUUCCCAACUUGAUAGGUACUGGUUUUGUAAUCUGCAGUUACUUAAAUUUUGACUAUCAGUAUAGGUUAUUUCAAUAUUGUAGGUAAUAAACAACUAUUUUUAGUUUCAGCUUCUCAUAUGAAUGUGCCAAACUCAGUUUCAUACAGACUAAUGUUUUGAUACAACACCUUGUAAAUAUACCCACGACAAUAGCUUUCAUAUUGGUUAUCUGUUACCAUAUAUUACCUAGAUCAGUAUUCCUACUGUGGUAUCACGUAAGGGCUUAAUUUCAGACCAGCUGAACAUAUAUGCAAGCACAUAUUGGAUGAACUGUUUCAGGUAAAACCGGUAUUAAGAUACUGGGUCAUCCAAUCAAUGCCAGUCAUCAGAAUCACCUCAGUGUACACUACUGCUCACUUUUAUUCUUAAAUUAUUAUGCUUAUUUUCUUGAAUCUGUGAUAUAUUUGAUUGUUCUCAGCAAGCUUAUGGUGGUAAUUUUCGCCACUCAAGGAGUUGUUUGUCAUGCUUAUGUAUUUAUCGAUCUUUGCAUGCAUUUUACUGUGACAGAUAAAUACUCAUCUGGAAUGUCUAAUAUUGUCUUCCGACUUGACAACUGUUCAUAGUAUUGUCUGUCUGAUUUCAUGAAUUGGAAAUGAAGUAUGCCUGUGAGAUUGUACCAUGUGAUAUUGAGUUUGAAACAGUUUACUUACUUGGUGAAUUAAGAAGUAUUGUUUUGUUGUUCAGUGUCUUACAAUAAUGAACAUUCAUGUGAUAGACAUACAAGGAACUGUCAACUCAGCGUCAUAGGAAAUAAACUAAAUUAAAAAGAUCACCUAAUUCAAGGUUGCCAAUACAUUUUUAACGUGAAAUGUUUUGAUUAAAAAAUGAGUAAAUAAUUCAUAUAAUUUAUUAAUAUGCAAUGACGCGUGAAAUUUUACAAUGUCAUCAUUUUCAGUUAAAUAUUCACGUCACCAUUGAAAUAUUCUUGCAAUAUCUUUUCUAAGUAGCUGCCUUACUUUGAGUAAGUGAACAUUCUGUAGUUGCUUUUCGAAAGAUUAUUCAUUGAUUUCAGUAAAUACUAUUCGUAGUCAGCAGAAAAAUUUGUUACAGAUUCCCAUCAAUAAUUCAAGCAUGAGAUCCUAGAUAUGUGAUAAUUAGAUGCUGCUGCUGCUGCUGCUGCUGCUGCACACUUAUUAGUCCUAAACUCACAGCCAUUUGGCCACAUACUGAUGCUCACAGUCUGUAUUUGCUGCUCACUGAUAUAUUAUUGUUCUUAUUGUUACAUAGUAUUUAUUUGUUUGUGUCUUAACUCUGAGAGGCAGACUUGUAUGUUAUGGGAUUAGUGUCUGCAGUGACUACAAUGAAAUGUGAUCUUUACAAGAGAAAGUAUCAGGGAGGUGAAAAUGACACUGAAUGCUAAUUAUAUGAUUGAAAGUUGGGAAAAUGGCACGAUGAGGUGUGAUGCUUUCUCUUGGAACAUCUUCUGUAAUAUUUUGAGAAAACAAAUAAAUUUGGUACUUUAA